GUGAAUGAGUAUUCCGCAGUCGCUGAACGAUGGUUCUUCUAAAAAAAUUUUGUUGUGUUCUUAAGUUGCGAACGGGCUGUUAUCUAAUUGCCGUCGUCGAUUUGAUCAUUAAUUUGAAUAUUAUAAUAUUCAGCGGAGAAAAAAAAUUCAAACAAGUUGAGCGCGGUAUGGCCAUUUGUCAUUGCAUUGGAUGUACCAUGCUGAUCAUCGGAGCUAUUGUUCAAUCAACGGUAUUGCUGACAUUCUUUCUAAUCACAUGUUUGGUCAAUUCGUGCAUUUGUGUGAUAAUGAUCAUAAUGCUAUCGAUUCAUUUCAAAGUCCGCAACAUAAUUAUAAUUGUUGCGAGCACCAUUACAAUAUUUUGGAACAUUUAUUGCUGGAUCCUUGUCUUCUCAUACUAUCGGAAGAUAAGCACGACGAACUCAGGGAAUGCGUAAAUAUACUAUAAGAUCAACAAUCUUUUUUCUAGUUUUACAGUACAUUGCGUGAAAGUACAGGAAGGAUUGUGGAUCUUAUGGUAGAGUUUCGGGUACUCGUAUAUUUGCGAAAUUAUUAAGCUAAAUAAAUUGAAAGUUACAAUAAGAGGUCAGAGUUACAA
Molecule: messenger RNA, 598 nt
Organism: Drosophila navojoa
Lineage: Eukaryota; Metazoa; Arthropoda; Insecta; Diptera; Drosophilidae
Source: RefSeq, a predicted model, not a curated record